UGACCAGGAAGUGGGUGUUGUAAAGUGUAAGUCAGCUGACUGACGUAUAAGAGGAAGAGACCGGUGUUUGCUGUCAUUUUGCUUGUACCGGGUGGUCGUUAAGUCUCGGGGCUUUCUCUCAUUUUAUUCCUCACUCCGCAGUUACUACCCAAGUCGUCACCAUGGCUCUGAGCGACGCUGAUGUGCAGAAGCAGAUCAAACACAUGAUGGCUUUCAUUGAGCAAGAAGCCAAUGAGAAAGCUGAAGAAAUUGAUGCCAAGGCAGAGGAAGAGUUUAUAGUUGAGAAGGGUCGCUUGGUGCAGACCCAGAGACUGAAGAUUAUGGAGUAUUAUGAGAAGAAAGAGAAACAGAUUGAACAGCAAAAAAGAUGUACACAGAUGUCAAACUUGCUGAACUCAAGCCAGAUUAAGUACUGAAAAGCUCGGGAUGACCUGAUUUCUGAUUUACUACAUGAAGCCAAGCAGAGACUUGCUAGGGUGGUGAAAGAUAAUGCUCGUUAUCAGAGCCUGUUAGAUGGACUUAUCCUGCAGGGUUUCUAUCAGCUGCUGGAACCCAAUGUAUUCAUUCGCUGUCGUAAACAGGACCUCCCCUUAAUUAAGGCUUCUGUACAGAAAAACGUCCCCAUCUACAAGGCAGCUACUAAGAAGGAAAUCAAUAUAAUAAUUGACCAAGAAAACUAUUUGAGCUCCUGAAGUGUAAGGAACCAUCCUGCAUUUUCGGGAGGUAUUGAGAUCUACAAUGCAGACAAAAAGAUAAAGGUGUCAAACACUCUAGAGAGCAGACUGGACCUAAUAGCGCAGCAGAUGAUGCCAGAGAUCCGAGUAGCUUUGUUUGCCAACACAAAUCGAAAAUUUUUGGACUAAGAAUAUUGCCGGGCUAGAAAUCUAUCCCACUGCCAUAUCACUGGGAUGUAAAGAGAGAAAAAAAGAUCUAUAUAUUUUAUGUUGCUCAUCUUCGUGUAUGUCAUUUUUAUUAGUAUUUUGCUAUUUGCUUUAAAAAUUAGACCUGUAUUUUAUGUGUGUAAAUAGUUGUGGCCUGUGCAAAAGGAGAGUGUUCUGCUCUGUUGGUCAGUAUUUCAUGUGGAGAGUUUGUUCAGCCAUCUAAUGGGGUUAAGAGAGAAACUCAAAGGUGCUAUUGGAUCAUUUAAAUUGUUUGACACACCCAAGUGUUACCCUAAUAAACAUUCCUUUUGUGUAGAGAAAACUACAAUACCUUCAGAGUAAAGAUAGAGGUAUCUAAUAGAAUAUGGUGUGUGCAUAUUCAGUAACCUUUGAGGCAAGUCAGUUUCCUCCUUGUGUAUAGUCUUAAGUGAUCUAUCCAAGAAUAUAGUGAUAUAGAGCUUUCUAGCGGUUUUAGCCUUUCUGUUGCACAAGAGAAGCUCUUUUAACAGCUUGUCUGUCUGCUGUUAUCCUAUAGACCUCUUGUUGUGAGGAAGCCCUGGGCAUUCAUGACUUUCUAAGUCACAAGACGUUACUAGUCUUGCUCAUGUGACUUUUCUCAAUAUGUUCAGCCUGAUAAUUUUGUUUCCUGUCCCUUUAACCAUCUCUUAGAUUUUGCAUGGAAGCAUAAAUGUAUUUUGGUCUGCAGUACAUGUUGGCACACACGGGUCCGCUAUAUUUUGUUUCAGCUUUACGAAGAUUGUGACCCACGGCACUAGAUAAUUACAACAUAGGUUGUCAUAUAAAUGUAACCCACAAAUACUUGCUGAUGGCUGCGUUUCCUGUGUCACUAGCAUGCAGAUACUGACCCAUACUAUCAAUGGCUUCAACACACACAGGCAAAAUCCUGGUUUUUAUUAUUCUGUAUAUGUGGCCCUCCAAAAAAACCUUGAGUCUUGUUUCAGUGUCUGAUGUAAAAAAAGUCUUUAUUUAUUAUAAUAAAGCUGUGUGGUCCUUU
Molecule: messenger RNA, 1896 nt
Organism: Bombina bombina (fire-bellied toad)
Lineage: Eukaryota; Metazoa; Chordata; Amphibia; Anura; Bombinatoridae
Gene: ATP6V1E1
Product: ATPase H+ transporting V1 subunit E1
Biological process (GO): proton transmembrane transport
Cellular component (GO): proton-transporting two-sector ATPase complex, catalytic domain
Molecular function (GO): proton-transporting ATPase activity, rotational mechanism
Source: RefSeq, a predicted model, not a curated record